Penicillium cosmopolitanum is the source of this 1407-nucleotide messenger RNA. RefSeq lists its product as uncharacterized. The record is from RefSeq and is a predicted model, not a curated record. NCBI's taxonomy places the organism in Eukaryota, Fungi, Ascomycota, Eurotiomycetes, Eurotiales, Aspergillaceae. The transcript has a single exon. Bases 1 to 1407 code for a protein of 468 amino acids. Gene Ontology annotation, molecular function: protein binding.
AUGAUGCUUGACGAUCUUCCUCCAGAGAUACUUCGUAUGGUUUCACAGCAUCUCAAUAAUAAUGAGAUCUACCAUCUGAUAUGCUCAUCACGUCGACUCUACACCGUCCUACAGCAAAACCUCUAUGCUGAGGUGUUUCUUUUCAGACGGAAUCAUUCAUCUCAACAAGUCGUGACCUUUUUUUAUGCUGUGACCCAAGACCCGAGACUGGCUAGCUAUGUCCGGUGCUUGUGGCUGGAGGAUUGGGAGGGCAGAGGUGGCAUCAUCCAUAUGGACAAAGCCGAGUUGGAUAGUGAAUAUCUACUCAAACUUGUCUCUGAAAGAACCGGAUACUCAGAUGAAGAAAAGUGCAAAUGGCUAAAAGACCUCGAAAAGUGUGAUGAUUGUGAUCCUUGGCUGGCUUUGCUCAUCCCGCAAUUGAAGGAUCUCCGCAAAAUCCUUAUCAACUGGGCGUAUGAUGCGAAAUACGUUUUAGAUAUGUUCCGAAAAGCUGCCAGAGGGCAAGAGCCAGUUUUUCGUCAUCUCGAAGAAGUCUAUGCUACAUGGUGGGAUGAUACUGAGGGCUCAAUUCCGUCCCACCGAAUGACUUCAUUCUUCAGUUUCCCAUCAGUGCGAAAGGUCGGAUGCUGUUGUCUGGGAGAGGACUACGAUAGCGAUGAUGAUGAGUAUGAUUCGGAUAACUACGAGUCGGACGACUCUAUUCACCAGAGGCGAGAAGUUCCCUUGCCGCAGACCUCGAAUAUAACCCAUCUCGACCUGUUCAACUCCAAUGCUGGAAACGGAAUGCGAGACUGGGUUCAGGCAUGCAAAGCAUUGAAGUCAUUCCGGCUAAUUCAUCACGGAACAUUGGGUCGCGGGGAGAACUUUCGACCUCGAAGACUCUACGAAUCACUUUCACUUCACAAGUCGACACUGGAGUCUGUCUGGGCCGAGCCUGAUGAGAGUGUUUACAUAGAAGAGCAAGAUGAUUGGAUGGGGAGCUUCGCUAAUUUUUCUGUUUUGAAGACCAUAUGUCUCCCCUUGCCCAAUCUUGUGGGAUUUGAUGAAAACAAGCGUUCCAUGCGAAAAUUUUCAGAUGUCCUCCCUCACUCACUGGAGACACUAUAUCUUAUCAUCAACAGGGACUCGGAUGGUAAUGAGUUCCCAGUAGAUGCGAUGGAUCAGUUGGUAGAAUUGGCUAAUGCAGAGGGAUUUCCUCACUUGGCGGCAAUACAUAUUGAAGCGUGCGGGAUCCGAGGCACAGAGAGUCUUUCAAAGCUUCAAUGGACGAAACGGAUGUGCGAGGAGGCCGGGAAAUCAUUCUUUAUUCAUACUGGUGAAGGGUUUUUUAGCUACUGUGAUAAACCUACCUCGUGGGUAUUCGGUCCUGUUAAUGAGGCAACACUUCUGAGCUGCUACCAGUAUUAG